AUGCCUGAUAGGAAGAGAAUAUAUAGUGAAGUGGCAGAUGCAGUGGCUAGAAGAUGGAGGCAAGUGGAGUACAAUGGAUGUGCGAAGAGGAAGAAAUUUGAUGAAUCGAGUCCCAAUCCGUCAAUUGAAAGCAAUAAUCUUGAUAGUAACCUACAGGUAAUUGAUCUUACUUCAGAUAGUGAUGAUAAAGAGGAAAUGUUGCCAGAUGAGACACUUGGUGGGGAAAAAUACAGUUUUAAGCUCAUUAAGUCAGAAUAUUAUGAUUUGAAUCUGCCAGAAAAUAUAAGAAGCUCAUCGGACUUUAUUUCGCUGAAAGACAUAUUUGGUAAUUCAAAUCUCGAAAGCACAGUGUUAUUCAGCUACCAAUUCAACCUAGAUUUCUUGCUGGACCAAUUCCAUCCCUCGAUCAAGUCCAUUACAAUGGUUGCACAGAAAGGCACUAUCAAUCCUGUUUCACCCGAAUCAUUCCAUCUCUUUCCCAUACUCGACAAAUGCAAAAUAAUAGAUAUUUACAUGCCCCCUUAUACGAGUCAUCAUUCCAAGAUGAUAUUGAACUUUUACAGAGACAAAUCAGUGAAAAUAUUUAUACCGUCUAAUAAUUUUACUCAUCAUGAAACGAAUUUACCGCAACAGAUCUGCUGGUGCAGUCCUAGUUUAUACCAGGGUAAAACAGGAUCAGUGUUAUUUCAAGAGAAUCUCUUGAGUUAUUUGAAAUCUUAUGAGGACAAAACCCUAAAUACGACAAUAUACUACGAGCUACUGCAAUUAAAUUUUGAGUCCUUAAAAGAUGUUGAUUUUGUAUAUUCGUGUCCUUCUAAAGAAAAUGCAUCGAGUGGAUUAAAACUAUUGGUUGAGCUGCUAAGCAAGCACGAUAACGAUAAAUCAGGUCACUAUUUAUGUCAAACUUCUACAAUUGGUGGCCCAUUGAAUAAAUCACAAAAUAGUAAUAUUUUUACGCACUUAAUGAUCCCAGCAUUAUCUAACAUGUUUGGCAUGUCUAAUUCGUCCAGACUAACUAUCCCAACCACGGAGCAAGUCCUGCAAUUCAACAAGAACAAUAAUAUCAAACCUUAUAUAUUGUAUCCCACUGUGAAAGAGUUACAGAAUUGUCCCAUGGGUUGGUUACCUAGUGGAUGGUUUCAUUUCAAUUACGAUCGAAUUCCCAUGUAUUAUGAGACGCUGAAAGAGAAAUUUGACAUUUUCUAUAAGCAAGAUGCAGAGUCAAUCUCAAUACAGAGACGUGCCACGCCGUCACAUUCUAAAUUUUAUAUGAAAUCCAGUACCGAGACAUUUACUGAACUAGAUUGGUGUCUGUACACUAGUGCGAAUCUCAGCAUGAGUGCUUGGGGCAAAAUAACCACCAAGCCAAGAAAUUACGAAGUGGGCGUGCUAUUCACCGGGAAAGACCGACUCAUAAGAUGUACAAGCUUUAUUGAUCUCAUAUACAAACGUACCGAUGGGCAAAGCGAUGUCGUAGUUCCAUUUACAUUGAAAUUGCAGAAAUACGAAGCUGAUGACGAGGCAUUCUGUAUGUCAAAGGAUUAUGGACUUCUAGACAUCAAUGGAAGACUCUACGAGCGAUAA
Kazachstania africana CBS 2517 is the source of this 1584-nucleotide messenger RNA. It is a transcript of the gene TDP1, whose product is annotated as tyrosyl-DNA phosphodiesterase 1. Bases 1 to 1584 code for a protein of 527 amino acids. Lineage: Eukaryota; Fungi; Ascomycota; Saccharomycetes; Saccharomycetales; Saccharomycetaceae. Gene Ontology annotation, biological process: single strand break repair; double-strand break repair. Gene Ontology annotation, molecular function: 3'-tyrosyl-DNA phosphodiesterase activity; double-stranded DNA binding; single-stranded DNA binding. The transcript has a single exon. The record is from RefSeq and is a predicted model, not a curated record. Gene Ontology annotation, cellular component: nucleus.